GCACAAGUGCCGGCAGCUGCGAAAGUGUAGAUGGCCCACAAGCAGCUGUUUAGUUUGUUGACGUUUAACGUGCUGCAGUUGUUCCUUUUAAUUUCAUCAAAAUGCCACAAAUUACCGAAAAUGGGCAGGAUUUUGAUGUGGUCAAAUAUUUCCUGCAGCUUUUGGAAGAGGAUAAGGACCUGUCUUCCGGCAUUGCUGCCAUUAGGACUCUACUUAUGAUUCUGGAAAAGAAACAGUUUGGGACUAUUCAUAUUCUGCACACAACCAUGAGAGAAGCGGUGGCCGCCAUGCGCAACACGGAUUUGUCCAUCGCUGCGAUUGUUUCCGCCGGAGAGCUCUUUUGUCGCUUCAUCACGCUCAGUCUGGACGACAAGCAUAUGGAGGAGUGCCGCCAGAUUAUGCUGAACCGCGGAAAGAUCUUCCUUACCAAAUUGCUCAAUUCUCGGCAGGUAAUUGCUCAACAAGCCCAGCGGUUUAUCACCGAUGGCUGCCGAAUUUUAACACACUCCCGAUCACGAGUGGUCCUUAAAGCCUUGAUUACGGCCUCGCAGAACAAAAAGUCCUUUCACGUUUAUGUGACGCAAGGAGGCACAGGAAACUCUGGCGAAGAGAUGGUGAAGGAUCUCCAUGCCGCUGGAAUUGACUGCACCCUCAUUCUGGACUCUGCCACUGGCUAUGUGAUGGAAUCGGUGGACUUUGUAAUGGUGGGCGCAGAAGCUGUGGUGGAAAGUGGCGGCAUAAUCAACAGGAUCGGCACCUACACCAUGGGAUUGUGCGCUCGUGAAAUGAAAAAGCCAUUCUACGUCCUCGCAGAAAGCUUUAAAUUUAGCCGUUUGUAUCCCCUUAAUCAACGCGAUCUGCCCAAUGAGUACAAGUACUCCCGCAAGCAUUUAAAUGAUGUUAGUAAAGUGGAUCCACUGGUCGAUUAUACGCCUCCUGUCUAUAUAACUCUGCUCUUCACCGAUCUGGGAAGAUUAACUCCCUCGGCCGUCAGCGAUGAGUUAAUCAAACUUUACAUGUAAAUGAACAAUAAAGGACUUGCACUUAA
This is a messenger RNA of Drosophila ficusphila, 1048 nucleotides long. RefSeq names its product translation initiation factor eIF-2B subunit alpha (gene eIF2Balpha). Lineage: Eukaryota; Metazoa; Arthropoda; Insecta; Diptera; Drosophilidae. Gene Ontology annotation, biological process: translational initiation. Gene Ontology annotation, molecular function: guanyl-nucleotide exchange factor activity; translation initiation factor activity. Gene Ontology annotation, cellular component: eukaryotic translation initiation factor 2B complex. The transcript has 6 exons. Bases 102 to 1022 code for a protein of 306 amino acids. The record is from RefSeq and is a predicted model, not a curated record.